AUGUUUCGGCUAUUCUUUGGUGAAUUCAGUUCAUUCAAGAGGAAAAAUCCACAAAAAUUCAAGGAACGUUUGGAAUACUUCUUCGGCCGCUAUAUACCUUUGCUGAAACUGCAUAGGAUGCCUCUUCUAGACUACUUAAAUGGAGCUGCCUUUCUUCCUCUCAAUGGUCCAACAUAUCUUAAUGUUGUUUCGUUAUCAUCUGAGCUUCUAGAAGAGUUUCCUGUGAUUCAGAAAGUUCUAAUUCUGUACCAGGAUAAAGUACUGUACUACACGAUAUCUCGUAGAGAUCUGCCCUCCCUGUUUCGGUAUCUCACCCAGAGUCUUCUGCCCAUGACUAUAGGAGACGAACUUGACUAUCAAUCUCGAUCAACCCAUGGACGGUUUUUACGUGGACCUUCGGACAUAACAACAGAUGCCCCUUUGGUUGGAGAUGACGCUCUACCAACGGUGCACAUCUAUAACUAUGACGAAAAAGAGGAUACGGAAGAGCUUGUGAAAUAUCAGAUGAUGGUUUAUCGAAGUCUUAAUGCUACUGUCUGCAUGUUCACUACUCAAGAUGUUACAAGAAGAUUAAUGCGAAAUAUUGACGGUUACCUGGGUAGUGAGUUGAGCAAAGUCGCAUCACAGAUCGGAGAUUGGUGA
Molecule: messenger RNA, 642 nt
Organism: Strongylus vulgaris
Lineage: Eukaryota; Metazoa; Nematoda; Chromadorea; Rhabditida; Strongylidae
Source: the annotation of a GenBank genome assembly